AGAAGGGCAUAAACAAUUAGAAUUUCGAGAACGUGAAUCAAUUUGUUAAAAGCGUUUAAAGUGUUGAAAAUGUCAAUGUUGUUCAAAAGAUUGUUUCCUCAGAAAUUUGCUGUCAUUGGUAUGAUUCAUGUCGACCCGCUUCCAGGUACACCGUUGUUCAAAGGCAACUUUGAAACUGUAGUUUCAAAGGCCAUCGACGAAGCCAACAUAUACCUCACAAAUGGAGUUGAUGGAAUAAUGAUUGAAAAUAUGCACGAUAUUCCUUACAUUCAAAGUUCUAACAUUGGUCCUGAAACGAUUGCUUGUAUGACGAGGGUCGCAAGUAUGGUGAAAUUAACUGUCGGUUCUUCGAUUCCGUGUGGCGUGCAGAUUCUAGCGUGUGGCAAUAUAGAAGCUUUGGCAGUUGCGAAGGCGUGUAAUUUAGACUUUAUUCGUGCAGAAGGAUUUGUUUUCUCCCAUGUUGCUGAUGAAGGUUUUACUGAUGCAUGUGCUGGGAAAAUUCUAAGAUAUCGUAAAAAUAUUGAUGCUUCGAAUGUUGCCGUUUUGACGGACAUUAAAAAGAAACACAGUUCACAUGCAAUCACAAAAGAUAUCUCAAUAUUGGAAGCUGCGCAAGCCGCGGAAUUUUUCCUUUCGGAUGGUAUAAUAUUGACAGGAACAUCAACAGGCUCUGAAACGAAUGUGGAUGAUAUCUUGUGCCUGAAAAAUAAAAUCGAUUCCCCGCUUAUCGUAGGAUCAGGAGUAACAUUAGAUAACGUUGAACGAUAUUGGCACUUGGCGGAUGCCGCAAUAAUUGGAUCUUAUUUUAAACAGGGGGGUAAUUGGAAAAAUCAACUAGAUGAACAGAAGAUAAGUGACCUGAUAAGUAAACUUAAAUGCUUUCGGAAACAAUAAAUAUCAUCUCUAAGCUAUGUCACAUAAAGAUUUAUGAUUUAAUUUUUCAACAAUAAAUGUCCUUUAGGUUUCAGUUUUUGACUCACAAUGUUCCGUUUGUUGUUUAGUUGAUUUUCUUUCAGAUGAUUAUAACGCUGAAGAGCAAAAUCCAUUUCACUUGACAUAACAACGAUUUUCUGUGCCAAGUUUCUUUGUUGUAUCAUUCGCUUGGUUUGAUUUGCCUAGAUAUAA
Messenger RNA from Uranotaenia lowii, 1125 nucleotides. RefSeq lists its product as uncharacterized. Bases 70 to 894 code for a protein of 274 amino acids. NCBI's taxonomy places the organism in Eukaryota, Metazoa, Arthropoda, Insecta, Diptera, Culicidae. The transcript is spliced from 5 exons. The record is from RefSeq and is a predicted model, not a curated record.